GCAACAGAGGCAGAAAACGAGAAUGACAAUGAAGAGGAAGAGUGUGCUCCACUGGAGGACCAUGAAGAGACCUUUCCCCCGGCAGAGAGAGAGGUCCGUGGAGCUACAGAGUUGUUUUGUUGGUUCUGCAGAAAGUCUGCCUUUGAGCAAUUUGAUCAGCUUACUCGUGAGCACGGUGCCCAAGAGUGGGAAGAGGAGCACCAGCAGCGUGGAGCUGAGGAACAUGAAAUAAGUGGGAAAAGUGAAGAAAAUGUGGAAGAAACAGAACUGGUUGUCUUGGAUCCAGAACACCCUCUGAUGAGAAGAUUCCAGGCUGCCCUGAAGAAUUACCUUACCAAGCAGAUAGAAAAAGCGAACCUAGAGCUUCAGGAACUGAGGACAGCAACGAAGAAGGGCAAAGCAGAGAGAGAGGAACUUGGGGUGAUUCUUUACGGAGCGCAGCAGCAGCUGGCCCAUCUGCAGGUGGAACUGGAGAAGAGCCGUGCCCGCUGUUCUCAGACGGCCACAGCACGUCAGCAGCUGGAAGAGGAACUGGAGGGCCUCAGGCUUACGUGCAAGAAAAUGUCUCAGAACACAGUUGAUGAGCGCAAGAAAGUUUCUGCAAUGCAGACCCAGGUUGAAAACCUGGCCUUGCAUCUCUUCUGCGUGCAGAAUAUGGACGAGGAAAUGCGCCAUAAUAUUUUGUUGAUGAAACACUCAACAAAGAAAGCUGAGGCAGAGAAGCUCCAGGCUGAGGUGGAAAAGAGAAAACAGGAUCUUCUGCUCGACCGCUUAACAAGAAAAGUCUAUGAUCUACAAGAACAGAUUGCUCUGUCUGAAGCUCAGUUUGUGGCCCAGGUGAAGGACACAAAAGUAACUCGGCAAGCAGUAAACGAGGCUUGUAUGGAGGUGCAGGCCAUUAACAUGGAGAAGAAGCGACUGAUGAAGCACUGGAACAGCAGCUUGGCUGGAAUGAAGCAAAGAGAUGAGGCCUACGUUGCCACACAGGAGCUGCUGAGCAAGUACAGACAUGACCUCAAGUCCCUAGAGAUGGGCAUCCAUGACUGCAGAAAGUCAAUCAGGAAGGAGGAGGAGAAGAACGAGUUGCUUGUCACCAUCCUGAGCCGUUCAGAGAGCGAUGCCAACACCACAAAGAGACUGAUUGCCCAGUGCCUCUCAAGGCAGGAGGCCCUGAAGGUUGAAUCUGGCACCUAUGCCCGUGUUCUGCAUGAGACAGAGCAGGCCCUCAGUGGGACCAAGAGGGAUCAAGCUGCCCGUCUGAAGGAGUUGCUGUCCAUCAGUAAGGAUAUACAGAAAGGAACAGAGGCCAAAGAGCAGAUGGAGAAUGAAAUCGUGGCAAAGCUCCAGGAUCAAAUGAUGUCCAGCAAAGCCACAAAGCACUUCUCACAGCUGACUGCGAAACUUCAUAGGAGAAAAACAGAUCUGGAGCUGUAUUUUUCCAAGGUUGAGAAUGAUAUGGCCCAGGUUAUUCUGAAUGCGACUCAUACCGAUUGCAGGCUGACAAUUCUCCAAAAAACACUUUGUGAGCUGGACAAGGAAAUAAAAAAUAUCCGUGAUCUGAUCAGCUGCAAGGAACGUGAGAUCGCAAAGUGCAGUCUCCUGAUGGAGAACAAGCGAGUGGUGCUCAGCCAGUACAACAGGCGGUUGGAGACACUUCUUUCUCAGCAGGGGGGGCAAGGACCGCUGGAAAUCGAAAUCAACAGUCUGACCAAGCAGAUAGAAGAAUAUCAUUCUGAGCUGAUGACACUGCAGAAGUACUGGCUGAAUCAGCAGAAAGAGCUUGUCAAAUUAACACAUGAGCGGGAGGAACAAAUAGCCUCCUUGGAUAUGCUAAAGAAGCAGAUCACAAUAAUGCAGCAGAGGAAGGUGCGCACUGAAAGUAAGNNNNAGCAGGAAACAAAAGAACAGAAAGACAUCGAGCGUCACAUGAGGAACAUGUCAAACGACUUGAUAAAGUUGAAUGUGUUGAUCAACAAGAAAAACAGCAGCUUCGAGGAGCUGCAAUAUGGCAACAUCAUCACAGAGAACGAGUUCAUACGCUCACUCAAGGUGGCAGAAAAAGAAUCAAUUGAGAUGCAGGAGAGGCACAAUCAAUUGACUGAGGAGAAGGAAAGACUCCUGAACAGCCUGGUGGAAGCUGAGCAUCAAAUCAUGCUGUGGGAGAAAAAGAUCCAGCUGACAAGGGAGAUGCGUGCAGCGGUGGAUUCUGCGGAAGGACAAGGCGAAAUCCAAGCCAUGAGAACGGAGAUUCAUAGGAUGCAAGUGCGCUAUGGCCAGCUGAUGAAGCAGCAGGAGAAGAUGAUUCGUGAUAUGGAGGUAUCUGUUUCUCGUAGAGAGGUGAUAGCAGCUCGUGGACAGGGUCAGAACAAAGCAGAUAAGAAACGUCUCACCAAGAGUGACUUCCACCGCAAGAAACAGGAGCUGAGAAAGAAGAUCAGUGAAACCCAGAAGAACACUCAAGACUGCAACAAAACCAUCCUGGAGCUGGAGAGCACCCAAGCAUCCCUAAGUGCCACCUUCUCAGAGAAGCAGCAAGAGCUGCGCCGGCUGCAGGCUGAGUCCGACGACCUCGAUUCAGAUGCAGAACUUCUUUGGAACAGGAAGCGAUGGAACCUUUUGGAGAUAGUGGCCCACCAGACACGCCAGAAGCAUCUUCAGGCGCUGAAGGAGGGAAGGUACGCUCCCCUCUGCUGCACCCAGCAGGCCUGGAGAAACGAGCAGCAGAAGCUGCAGGACCGGCUCCGCACCAUCGGCACCAUCGUCCACCAGAUCCAAGAGGAGCAUCCUCAGCACCACCGGCCUCUCCAGUGGCUCCAUCAGUGCCUGGAAUCCAGGCUCGGCUCGCAGCAGGCCUGA
Messenger RNA from Apaloderma vittatum (bar-tailed trogon), 2856 nucleotides. RefSeq names its product coiled-coil domain containing 40 (gene CCDC40). Gene Ontology annotation, cellular component: cytoplasm; cilium. Gene Ontology annotation, biological process: axoneme assembly; heart looping; epithelial cilium movement involved in determination of left/right asymmetry. The annotation marks the transcript as partial. The transcript is spliced from 17 exons. Lineage: Eukaryota; Metazoa; Chordata; Aves; Trogoniformes; Trogonidae. The record is from RefSeq and is a predicted model, not a curated record.